Molecule: messenger RNA, 2016 nt
Organism: Filobasidium floriforme
Lineage: Eukaryota; Fungi; Basidiomycota; Tremellomycetes; Filobasidiales; Filobasidiaceae
Exons: 5
Coding region: 1-2016 (671 amino acids)
Source: RefSeq, a predicted model, not a curated record
AUGUUGGCCGGCCUCCAGCACGAGAUCAACUCUUCGAAGGAUCCCCGGGCGGCCUGUUUGUCGAUUCUCCGUCGACUCAACGUAGAGCACAGCGUCUACGGGGACAUCAUCAAUCGAUUGUACGCCUGGACCAUCAGCCAGAAUAUCCUUACUUCCCAGCACGUGCAAAUCCACGAUCGCCAGUUGUUUGAUGCACUGGAAAGGCUCAAGAAACGGCGAGAAGAGGUGGCGCACACUAUCAAGGAGGACUCGGUCGCAAGCGUGUGGGGUGUUGAGUGGUACCGGACUUUGGGAUACAAGAACGUGCCAGGAAAGGACAUCCUUGGUUUGUGCGUGACACUCUCAACCCCGCCCCUAUCGCUCAAGAUGGAAGAUGUGUUGCACCGAGCGGCGGUGAUCCGGGCGAAAGACCCCCCACCUGUACGCGGGCGCUCCCAAAAAGAAGUAGAGUCGCGACCCACCUUCAAGCACUUGGAGCGAAUUCGGGAUGAGGCCUAUCUCGAAGCCUCGAUACCGUUGAAACCGACGACUUCACAGCCGGAGGCCUUGAAUCGGCGGUCUGGGAUCCCGAAGUCGAGUCCUGCUGCGGGUGUGACGUACCCAAAGGAUCCAAUCGCUUCGGAGGAAGCGCUUGUUGGUGAUCUUAGGGGGAUCUCGAACUCGACGAACUCGACUACUUCGCCAUCGAUGCACGACGUUAUCGCACGCCGCACCACACGUCAGACCACACGUCAAACCGCACGCUCCACCCAAAGUCGUGUCUGUCCCUCUGACGUCGACGCUUUCGAUAUCGACGAGCCCGACACUGAUGGUCUCAAUACCGACGACUCCGACUUCGAGUUCGACUCUGACGAAUCCGAACAUGUCGAGUCAACUCAUGUCGAGACGACCGGAGGCCCAACGGCCGCACCUUCCAAAUCCGGCCGAGAGACCGUUGAACCUCGCCGAGAGGUCCGGAUCGCCUCUGACGGAGUCACGACCACCACGGUGAUUCACCUGCCUUAUACCCUGGCGGAAAUUGAGCAAGACGCGAAUGGAUUCGAAGAUGAAACCACAGAGCAACCCGACUAUUCCGAGUUGGAACCCAUCGACGGCGAUGUCUUGUUCCUUACUUCCGACGGGAAGACCCUUGGGGACAAAAGAUCGGCGAAGGUUGACACGACCAAAAUCGCCUCGGGUUUCGAAGACAUGAGGAGGGUUUUCGCGAACAAGAGGCAACGGGCCAGAGUCAUGACUACCGCCCUUCCGGUUCCCGAGGAACACGAUUAUCGACACCAUGCCCUCGAUGAAAUGCGACGGCUCUACCUUCCCUCUCGAUGCGGCGUCUUUCACUUUUGCUAUCGGAUCCCCCUAGGACAAAAACCUGAGACCAUCUGCCUAUCUUCCGACAUGACCUCCGGUUGCUAUAAAGCCGAUGCCGUUUGGCGAUUUCUGGAAGAUUGUUGGGGAUUUCAGCAACAAGCUACCGACGCCAUUCGUUCCAUCGACCCUGAAUUAGCUCAGCGGAGUCAGCGGGUCAUCGACAAAGUACGACAGUGGUGCAAAGCUUUCCAGAUCUUUGGUCCUACCCUCUUUCUCGGCAUGGCGGUCCUUCAUAACGUCCGGGUGCAACGACAUUUAGAUCCUGGCGACGACAAGCUCGGUUUGGUGGCUAUGACCAACUGGGGUAACUACGAUGGAGGCGAUCUCAUCCUUCACAUCAUGGGAAGGCCUUACCGUUUACGAUACCGGGCGGGAGAUAUGAUCACCUUCCGAUCCGCCAUCGUCAUGCAUGAGAUCAUGCCGUUCCAGGGGGAGCGUUCGGCGGUAGUCCUGUUCUCCAAGAGCAACGCGUUGGCUUUUGUGGAGCGCACCCACGAGCGUCCGGUUAACCCUGUGAUUCCUCUGGCCGAUACUUUAGACACGGACGAGGAGGCUGAGCGUGCUGAGCUCCUAGCGGCAGAAGAUCGAGACGCGCGACGAAGGGAUGGUCAAGAGGGAAGAGCGCGCAAGAAAAGGAGGGGUUGCGGAGCUUAG